Spea bombifrons (plains spadefoot toad) is the source of this 3711-nucleotide messenger RNA. RefSeq names its product protein phosphatase 1 regulatory subunit 26 (gene PPP1R26). The transcript is spliced from 2 exons. Bases 217 to 3639 code for a protein of 1140 amino acids. The record is from RefSeq and is a predicted model, not a curated record. Gene Ontology annotation, biological process: negative regulation of phosphatase activity. Gene Ontology annotation, molecular function: protein phosphatase inhibitor activity. NCBI's taxonomy places the organism in Eukaryota, Metazoa, Chordata, Amphibia, Anura, Pelobatidae.
UGUGUUGUGUGUGGAGCUGAGCGGCUGCCGCGGUGGGAGUGAGCUCGCUUCCCGGUGCCCGUGUGUUCACCCGGCCUGAGGCUUCCAACAGCGGACAGGCAUGGAGCUCUGGCUGUUAGGCCGCCGUCCCCGAGCUGUCCGUGAACUGGGCCUGUACAGCAGGAUGUGAGCGCGUCCUGGUCUGUUCGCUUUGACCACCCCGCGUCUUCUGCUAGAAUGUUUCUUGUCAACGUCCCUCCUCUGGUUGCUUUCAAAACGAAAUGGACAACGUUCGCAGACGCCGCGGCUGGUAGACUCCCCGUAUGCUUCUCUGAAUCCGAGGAGGAGAUCUCGGGAACUUCCGUGACCGCGCAGGUUCAGGACAUUAUCAGUAACCUCCAGAGUGAUGGACCUUCUCUUGAUGUGACCGGCGAAUAUGAGUGUAUUAUGCAGAAGAACAGAAAGGGGGAGAUUUACGUCGAGAGAGGACUGAAAAGCGCCGGCGCCGCGUUUAAAGGGCAUACUAGAGAGGCGGCCACGUUGGUCGUACCCGCUCAGUUCAAGGAUAACAAAGAGGAGAGCUCGGGGUGCGGCCCUCUUCUGCUCGAUUCGGAUAGCGACGAUUCUGUGGACAGAGACAUUGAAGAAGCUAUCCAGGAGUACCUGAAGAAGAAAAGCACCCUCGACCCGUUAACCCAUACAGCGGAUACAAGUUCCAUUCCUUCCGAAAGUCCGAAAAGUUCUCAAAAAGACCAGGAGAGGAGAACCGCUCCGAAUGUUUGCCCCGUUAAGACUGAACCCAAUAACAGCCUCUUGGAGAGGUUCAAGCCUCAACAUAAGCCUAGAAGUCCUUCGCCUGACAGCGUGAGCAGCGAUGACUCUUUCGAGCAGAGCAUCAGAGACGAGAUCGAGCAAUUUCUGCACGACAAGAAGCAGCAGAGCGGCGGCAACGAGACGGGAACAUGUAAGAAAACCGCUCAGGGAGAAACGCAGGCCAAACCGAAGUUAAAGUCUACUAAGGCACCUGAGAAAGCAGCCCCCAAGGCACGGGAGCCCGUCGGGAAAAAGGUCCCGGAGAGCGUCGGCUCGCAGUCUAAAUGUAUCAAGACGGGCGCCAUUAAUAGGGUUCAGUCCAAGGCCGGUGUACUGAAGCCGAGUGAAAAUAAAAAAUCACAGGCUCAAGCAGCUGCUCAGAGGAUGAACGAAGACCUCUCAGAUUCUAGCAGCGACGAUGGUAUCGAGGAAGCCAUUCAGCUUUAUCAGCUCGAGAAAAGCAGACUGGAAAGUAAUUUGAAAGCUGCUCUCGGUGUCCCUGCUGACAAGGGGAGCGCUGUACCCGACACCGCUUUAAUGUACGGUCCGGACAAGAGCGUGGCUCCCGAUGACCGCGUAAACGAAGAAAUAAAAAGAAAACCGCAGAAUGCCCAGACGGCAACAUUCCAAGAUGUAGCAGACGUCAAUAAAAUCGCCAAUAAAAAGGUGGACGACCGGGCCGCGCAAUGUGAAACCGCCAUUCAUGCGACUUGCAGGGCGGAGACGGCCACCGAGCUGAUGUGUGCGGAAGCGAUACUGGACAUUUCUAAGACAAUUUUGCCUUCCCAACCAGAAAGCACUUUCACAGUUUACUCUGAAAAUCCCUGCUCUCGGCGUGAGCCGGAAAGUGACAGCUCUGUGGACAGCGACGACAGCAUAGAACAAGAGAUAAGGACAUUUUUGGCUCGUAAAGCUGAAGCUGAAGGUGCCUUGGCGGCGGCGGCUUCUAUGAAACAGACAUCAUCAUCAUCAUCAUCAUCAUCACCUUCUUCUUCAACAGGCGCUAGGCCGGAACAAGGCAACCAGUCGACUGCUUCCAAAAAUAAGCUGUCCCUGUCACGUAAAAGAAAGCUUGCGGAAAACAAGCAAGGCCCGACGGCCAAAGUCAACGUACUGGAAAAGACAUCGUCCAACGUCGAUAACCGGUCAGACGUGACAAAGCACCAGCUAACGUCCAAGACCGUGCAGGACAGCUGUAUGAGGACAGCGGCUUAUGUGUUUCAGAGGCCUAAAUUAUCGCGUCCACCAGAAGCUCGGGAAUCUGCCGGGCUUAGUGUUGGGAACGUGAUAAGAAGUCCGGAGUCUCCGCCAGCCUUCAGCAGGGUAUCUGGAAAAGUACAUUUCCGAACCAAGGGUGAAUACAGCGGGGACGAGAGCAGUUCUCUGGACAGCGAUGAAGAUCUAGACACUGCGAUAAAAGAUCUACUGAAGUCAAAGAAGAAAUGUAAGAAAAGAGUGAAAGAUACCAGAUCUCCGUCUCAGAAAAGGGUACGGUUUGGGGACUCUGCAGCGAAGCCUUUAGAGUCCUUUGGCUUCGAGGAGAAGGAUUGUUACGGCGUUAGAUCUCCUGUUAUCAAAAGCUGCCUUAUGAAUUCUAGCGCUGCAAGAGACGCUUCUGCAAGAAGGGCGAAGGGUAAUAUAAGGGCUAAGGAAGAUAAGGAGGCCGGGAACCAUUUGUUCUCCUCUUCCGGCGGCGCUGUUUGCCAUCCUGAACCGGCGGGUGCCUCGGACAGAAGCGGCACGGCUCUUUCCAAGUCCGAAGCUCGGGACAGCAGCUCCGUGGACAGCGACGACAGCAUAGAGCAAGAAAUUAGAAAGUUUCUGGCGGAAAGAGCCAGGGAGUCCGCAGAGCUUUCCGCCGCGCAAAAGUUGGCUGGCGUUUCCGACCAAAGUCUUAGCGUAUCUGCGGUGGAGGAACAAGCGGUCGCAGGCAAUGCGGUGACGAAGACGGCGCUUCAGCCAGGCGCGGAAAUCACCGGCUCUUUGAUGUCCUCUCUGCCGCCGUCCAUGGUGCCCGCGUUAAAUGAUUCUAAGCAAAACAUUUUGCCGGCUGCUCAGCAGUCCCACCGCCCUGGUGAUCUAGUGAAGGGUGCCAGCCCGGCGCGCAGGAACGACUGUCUACUAGUCAAGCAGGAAUGUUCAGUCUCUGCCGGCAAUGUCGCUAUGCCAAGCGAGAGAUGCGUGCAGACUCUACCGGCCGUGGUGAUCAAGACUGAAAUGAACGGCGCGCAAGGGAAAUCUCACUUGCCGCUUUCAGGGAACUUCGUCGCCGGUCUUAAGUACAUUUCAGGAAACGAUAAGCAGCUUGUUUUAAAUGUCGAUAACUCCAGCCCGUCCAGGUUAACGGGUGGGCUUCAGAAAUUGGGACAGCAUAUGAUUCCAAAGCAGACAAGCUGCCACCCCCUUCCAAAAAAAGGACUUCUUUUACAAAAGCCCAAGGUUGUCCAGGCCCCCGAUCUUUCCCCUAAAAGUCCAUUGGUCUGCCCCGGUCUGUACCUGCUUACAACCCAAGUAUGUAAAGAAAACUCUAGGCCGUGCCUUCCGUUUAGUAGUCCAGCGCCGUACGAGUCCGGCCUUAAUCUAAUGGGCAUGCAGUACUGUCGUAGUCAGGUAGCCCCCCGUGCAGCCCCUUAUGCAGCUGAGUUGCCCCUUCAACAACGCGAAGGGGCAGAAAUCAGAGAGCAAGUCAUGAGGCAGGCAGCAGCGUUAGUGCCCCCCGGCACCAAAACCGCAGCGAGGGAUGUUUUAGGAAGCGACAGCAGAGCGAGGAGUGCAGAUGAGACAGCCUUAGAGACAGGCUCUGGUAGAAAUGUGAAGGAAAGCAGAGGUUCUAAAGGGAGUCUGUAAGUACCUUAUUUUGACACUUUUUUUUGUAGCUGUACAGUAAUCAUUUAAAUGGAAUGAAGGAAAAAAAGAGAA